Messenger RNA from Parathielavia appendiculata, 369 nucleotides. RefSeq lists its product as uncharacterized. The coding region runs from base 1 to 369 and encodes 122 amino acids. NCBI's taxonomy places the organism in Eukaryota, Fungi, Ascomycota, Sordariomycetes, Sordariales, Chaetomiaceae. The record is from RefSeq and is a predicted model, not a curated record. The transcript has a single exon.
AUGUCCUUGUCGGUGCAGCCCCUGCCGAGGUCGGCCGGGUGGAUCCUGAAGAGCUGCUUUCUUGCCUCAGCGUCCGGGAGCGGGACGUUAAUGCGCCUCUGGAAACGCCGCCGCACGGCCGGGUCGAGCGACCACGGGAGGUUGGUGGCCGCGAGGACGAGCACGCCCGAGUUAUUCUUGCCGACGCCGUCCAUUUGCACCAGGAACUCGGUCUUCAUGCGGGCCGUGUGUUCGUUGCUGCCGCCGGGCUUGCCGUCGCGGUUGCCGCAGAGAGCGUCGAUCUCGUUGAUGAAGAUGAUGGCCGGUUUCUUCUCUCGUGCCAGCUCAAACAGCUGCCGGACAAGCCUUGUUGUCGGUUUGGGCGGUUAG